Messenger RNA from Hyaloperonospora brassicae, 1665 nucleotides. The record is from the annotation of a GenBank genome assembly. Lineage: Eukaryota; Oomycota; Peronosporomycetes; Peronosporales; Peronosporaceae.
AUGAAGAACUUCGUGAAUGGAAAAAUCUGGCAGUGGAAUGCCAACAGCUCCGUAGCUGGAGCGUACGCAGAGUGGAUGAGCGUAUCGCACGACGGUUGUAUCGCUGCAGUAGGUUCCGGCUCGCCUCCUCCCGCUGACGAGACGGAGAACCUGAAUGGCGCACUAGUGCUGCCAGGAUUACACGACUCCCAUAUUCACGUAUCGAUGCUGGGCGAGUGCGCCGAGUGGCUCAAUCUAUCGGGCUGCACUUCCUUUGAGAUGUUCACUGAGCGUCUUCGGAAAUACGAUGCGCAGUAUCCGGCCAAAGCUUGGGUAGUGGGUUAUGGCUGGGCGCAAGACGAGCUCUCGAGCGAUGCACGCUAUCCGUCUCGCCACGAUAUCGACGACGUGAUCCAAGAUCGCCCUGUGCUUCUGCAUCGCUCGUGUUGGCAUAUUGCAGUGGUGAAUACAAAAGCCUUAGUGAUUGCAGGCGUGGAAUGGACUGCCACGAGUCAGGACGAUAGAGACGGGGCAAUUGGUGUGGACGAUGACGGGGCCACGGGCAUCUUGAAAGAGCAUGCCGUACAAUUAGUGCAAAAGCAUGUCAACGAGCCGUCAUUAGAUCUGCGUGUCGACUACUGCAAGGAAGCCCUGAAGAAAUGUGUACGUGCCGGUCUAACGGCUGUCCACACGAAUGAUGAGGAUGCGUGGCGCGUGUAUACUAAACUGCAAGCGGAAGACGGUCUGCCUGUUCGCGUUUAUCUGACACCAUCGAUUCACGAGCUAGGCAAGUCUAUGGUGCCCAAAGCUGGUGAUUGCAAUGGACUCGUUUCGUGCCACCGCAUGAAAAUCUUCAGUGACGGGAGUUUGGGCGCGGAAACCGCAGCACUGCGCGUUCCGUACAAAGGUACAAGCAACAAAGGCCUUCUCGUGCAUUCAGACGAAGACCUUGCGCAGCUUAUUGGCAACGCGAAUGCAGCUGGAUAUCGCGUUGAAGUGCAUGCAAUCGGGGAUCGAGCAGUGGAGCAAGUACUAAAUGCUCUCCAGGCGGCUGGCGUUGGUCCACAUAGACGUCCGAUUCUCACGCACUGUCAAAUCCUCGGCAAAGAUCUGAUUGCCCGCAUGCGCGAGCAAGGCGUCAUUGCCAGCAUCCAGCCGUCGUUCACUGUGAGUGACGCAGCAUUCGUGCGCAAGCGGUUGCGCGACGAGGUGGUCCCGUUUUCCUACUGCUGGAAGCGUCUGCUGGACAGUGCAGUUGUCUGCGCCGGUGGAAGCGACGCGCCGAUUGAGACGUGCAACCCGUUCCAGGGCAUGUACGACGCCCUGCACCGCCACACAGAGGACCUACCCGAACGUGUGUUUCUACCGAACGAGCAGCUCUCGUUUGACGAGGCGCUUGCGCUCUACACGAAAGGUGGCGCCUUUGCAGUAAUGGCAGAGCACACACUCGGCCAACUCGCUCCAGGCUAUUGCGCCGAUUUCGUCGUGCUGGGCACAGAUGUGACGCGGGAUCCGAGCGCUUUAGUGGCAUUGGAUCUCGUGUCGGGGGUCUGGGUGAACGGCAAACAGACGUAUCAGUAUGACUCGGCCUCGACAGGCGCUAUGGACUCGGAGUCGGACUUUAGCACGAGUUUUUUGCCAGGCAAAAACGGUCACGGGCACAUGUGUCGAUGCUGCCAGCGGUAA